CGUGUACGGGGGUUCUGCUGGUUCUGUGUGACAGCAGUCGGGUCACCAACGCGCACAUCAGAGGCAUCUAAACUGAAGCCUUUCAGUGGUUUGGAGCUUUGCACUGUCUCCUCUGGGUGCUGCUCGUUCUCCCCACAGCCCUCAGUGCAGCAGGUCCACCCGAUCAGCCGCCAGGAUCUAAGAAUGCUCCACCAGCAGCUACAGGGUCUUCACGUUAACAUCAGCUGAAGCUAAAUCAUCACAGUGCUUGCUCUGCUCUUCGACUUAGAUGGAUUUAUAACAGCAGGAAAUGGCUUCCAUAAAGAGUGGCCUCCGUAUCCAGGGGGAUGAAAACCUUCAGUCCAUGCUGGUAGGGACAGUGAUGAGGAAAAUUAAGUCCCGUACUUGGAAAAAACAACGAUACUUCAAACUCCAGGAUGACUUCAUGACCAUCUGGUACAAGUCCAAGAAGGCUGGCAAUGCCCACUCUACCUAUGACAGUGCUGCUUACACCCGGCUGUUGUGUCCAGUUUCUGUCAGCGAUGUGGAGGUAGUGCGGGAGGGCCAUCAAAGUGAAGUCCUGCUCAGCAUCGCAGACGAAUUCCCUGCUAACCGAUGCUUCACGGUGGUAUUCCGCGGACGCCGGGGAAACCUGGACCUAGUGGCCGAGUCAGCUGAGGAGGCCGAGUCCUGGAUCAAAGGCAUUAGGAAGCUAAUUGAAAACCUGGAAAACAUGGGAGAAAGGGAAAAACUGGACCAAUGGAUACGGGACUGGUUCAAGAAGGCCGACAAGAACAACGAUGGCAGGAUGAACUUCAAGGAAGUGAGAGAUCUCUUGAGGAUGAUGAAUGUGGACAUGAAUGAACACCAUGCCCACCGUCUGUUCACUAUGGCGGAUAAAUCUCAGACUGGCGCCCUCGAAGGGGAUGAGUUUGUCUUGUUCUACAAGAUGUUGACACAGAGAGAAGAUAUUUUGAAAAUUUUCCAGGAGUACUCAUCUGAUGGUCAGAAGUUAUCCCAGAGCGACCUAGAGGACUUUCUGAGAGUGGAGCAGUUGGAAGGGGGUGAUAUCCAACACCGCGUUCAGGAGCUAAUUGACCGCUAUGAGCCCUCAGACACAGCAAAGCUGCUGAAGGCUAUGACGUUUGACGGUUUCUUGAUGUACCUCGGUUCGGCUGAGGGCUCUAUUUUCAGCCCACGGUGCAGGGACAUCUUCCAAGACAUGAGCCAGCCGCUGUGCCAUUACUUCAUCUCUUCUUCCCACAACACGUAUCUGAUGGAGGACCAGCUGAGGGGACAAAGCAGCGUGGAGGGAUACAUCAGGGCUCUUAAUCGAGGUUGUCGGUGCGUUGAAGUGGACUGUUGGGACGGUGCCAACGGAGAGCCCAUCGUCUAUCAUGGACAUACGUUUACCUCCAAGAUACUCUUCAAGGAUGUGGUCAAUGCAGUGGAAAAAUAUGCCUUCAAGGUAUCAGAAUACCCGGUCAUCCUGUCGAUGGAGAACCACUGCAGCAUCGACCAGCAGAGAGUCAUGGCCCAACACCUCAAGCACAUCCUUGGGGAUAAGUUGCUUAAAGGCAUGCUGGAUGGCCGGCCUCCGGUCCGGCUGCCUUCUCCUGAGGAACUUAAAGGAAAGAUUCUUCUGAAGGCAAAGAAAAUCGGAGGCUUAGAGGAUAGCUUCAAUGGGACCGGGGAAGACCCUCUGACAGGAGAGGUCAGUGAAGAAGACGAGGUGGCAGAGAUAGAUGAAGACAAUCUGCAUCGUGAGAGCAUCCGGCGACGAGUGAAGAGGUCCAAGCAGCAUUUGUCCAAGGAGCUGUCCGACUGUGUGGUCUACUGCAGGAGCGUGGCCUUCAGGAGCUUCAAACACGCCCGCCUCCACUACAGGUUCUACGAGGUGGCCUCCUUCACCGAGUCCAAGGCCCGCAAGCACCUACGGGAGAAUGUUGCACUGAACUUCCAGACAGCUGGAGAGGGGAUGGAUCUAAACGACGGCCUGUUCAGUCAGAACGGCCGCUGCGGCUAUGUCCUGAAGCCCAGCUUCAUGAGAGACAGCGACAGGAGGUUUGACCCCGACCUGCCUCAGAGACGCCAUGACUACCAACCCGUCGUCCUUACCAUCCAGGUGAUCAGUGGCCAGCAGCUGCCCAAAGUCAACAUCAAGGAGGACUCUAUAGUGGACCCUCUGGUCAGAGUGGAGAUCCAUGGAGUUGCGAUGGACCAGGCCAAACAGGAAACCAGAUAUAUCGAGAACAAUGGAUUCAACCCUCUGUGGAACGACACUCUGCGCUUCACCAUCCACACCCCUGAACUGGCUCUGGUCCGCUUCGUGGUGGAGGACUAUGACAAGACAUCGAAAAACGACUUUGUGGGACAGUUUACGGUGCCACUCAGCUGCAUGCAGCAAGGUUAUCGUCACAUUCACCUCUUGUCCAGAGAUGGAACCAAGAUUUCUCCCUCGUCUUUGUUUGUUCACGUCAGGAUCACGGAUCUGGAAUGACCAUCAAGAAUGUUCGGCAGAGAACAAUGAUCCACAUCUGAUCAAGUGAUGAGAGUCUAUCUGUGUUGACCUCCUAGAGCUUUAAACCUUCUUAUUUAUUGUUCACAUUCUUAUUUUAAGUGAAUGGAAACUAUGCCAAACGUGUAGAGAUUUUAGAAGCUGACCCAAAGAUAUCUGCUUGUGUGUGCGUGCAGGUUUUUGUAUUGACUGGAUGUCUAUGGUCAUCUCAGCUCCUCUGCUGUGUUCUGUGCUGCUGGAUAAUAGGCCAAUAGAAAGCUCUUGAUUACUGUUUUCAUCUGCUUUGAUCCUGGCUCCUGUUAUAGGAUGAGUCCUCAGUUCAUUUAAAGACAGAAACAUCAACAUACAAAUGCAUGAACAUGUAUGGUUUCAUUCAGAUCAUUGAGGCGUUCACAUUUGUUCUGUAUCAGCCUUAGACAUCAAUAUUUAUUAUGGAUGGAUGGAUAAUGAAUCGAUGGAUGGAUGA
Molecule: messenger RNA, 2963 nt
Organism: Cyprinodon variegatus (sheepshead minnow)
Lineage: Eukaryota; Metazoa; Chordata; Actinopteri; Cyprinodontiformes; Cyprinodontidae
Product: 1-phosphatidylinositol 4,5-bisphosphate phosphodiesterase delta-4-like
Exons: 16
Coding region: 290-2479 (729 amino acids)
Biological process (GO): lipid metabolic process; intracellular signal transduction
Molecular function (GO): phosphatidylinositol-4,5-bisphosphate phospholipase C activity; calcium ion binding
Source: RefSeq, a predicted model, not a curated record